This is a messenger RNA of Cuscuta campestris, 696 nucleotides long. Lineage: Eukaryota; Viridiplantae; Streptophyta; Magnoliopsida; Solanales; Convolvulaceae. The record is from the annotation of a GenBank genome assembly.
GCCAUCUGCAACUUGCAUGAUUCUUCUCUAUGGCUUUGCAACACCCAAAACGGAGCCAUGAUUCGAUUGCACAAGUUUGCCCCUGCUUUAAGUUUGCCUCGCCUUACUGUCCAUCCGGUUGUUAAUCAGUUGUGGCCAACACCAGUGCCACCACCGUUGCCUUUGCGGCCUUGCACGGGCGAGGAUUGUGGAAAUACAAAUACUACGGGAAAACUGAAGAAGAAAGGGAGGGAAGCAUAGACUUCACCUACUUCGGGGAUCUAUUUAUGUGCCUUAAGUUUCCUUUAACUCCCUAAAAUGGCUGGUUACUACUUCAGGCAUCAAUUAGCUUAUACCCCCGCCACCAGGCCCUGGCGCCGCACCGCCGCUGGAUCCUCCUCGCCGGCGGACAAACCUAACCUCGCCACCGAAGAUGGAGGGGAGUACAAAUUAAGCAACCGGAAGGAAAGUGUGUGGUACGCAUCAUGUGUGUUGUCUGGUGUGGUGUCCCAAUCAUAAACCAUGCCAUACCAUUGUGACAUUGUUCUCGUUGUCCUCCCAAUUAUCAACAUUUAUUUAUUCUAUUCCUAAAAAGUAUGGGAUGGGCACUCCGGGCGUUCACAUAGAAUGGUAAGAGAUAAAUCAUUGUAUAAUCUCAAUCUGGUUUUAGAGAGGUUGUUAUGUGUUUGGUGUGCACAAAAAAGUUAUUACGAGGGU